Molecule: messenger RNA, 387 nt
Organism: Drosophila bipectinata
Lineage: Eukaryota; Metazoa; Arthropoda; Insecta; Diptera; Drosophilidae
Product: antifungal protein
Source: RefSeq, a predicted model, not a curated record
CCCACCUAUUUUUUUCAAAUCAUCAGAACGUAUUCCAAAGCGUGAACAAAAAACCAAAGAAUCAAAAUGAAAUUCUUCAUUGUAUUUUUCGCCAUCAUUGCUGUUGUAAUGGCCGCCGGUUAUGGCCAGCAAGGACAUGGCCAGGGUGGUCAUGGCCAGCAAGGAUUCGGCCAGGGCGGACAUGGCCAGCAAGGAUUCGGCCAGGGCGGACAUGGCCAGCAAGGAUUUGGCCAGGGCGGACAUGGCCAGCAAGGAUUUGGCCAGGGCGGACAUGGCCAGCAAGGAUUCGGCCAAGGUGGACAUGGUCAACAUGGGGGACAUGGUGGACGCUACUAAAUACUAACUAACGAUACAACCAAAAAUAAUAAAAACUAAUGAAAAUAAGAA